CCGUGACGUCAGGAGGAUGUAAAUGGGCCGCCCCGUGGCCUGCUCGCUCUUUUCCUUCCCUCGCGGUUCUGGGCGGUCGGCCUGCUCUCUGUCUCCCGAACAUCCAACUCCCCGGCGGACAAAAUGAUCAUCUAUAAGUGCAUCAUCAGCGGUGAUGAGAUGUUCUCAGAUAUCUACAAAGUAAAGGAAUCUGAGAAUGGCAUCUUUUACAUCGUUGAAGGAAAGACUAUCAGCAGGACGGAGGGGUUCGACGACGCUUUAAUUUCGGCCAACGCGUCUGCUGAAGAGGCAUGCGAGGGCAACGACUCGGCCACCGUCUCCGGCGUAGACAUCGUCCUGAACCACAAACUGCAGGAGACUGGUUUCGAUAAGAAAGGUUACAUGUCUUACAUUAAGGACUACCUGAAAGUUGUCAAGGCCAAACUGCAAGAGACGAAUCCCGAGAGAGUCGAUAAAUUCAUGGCUGACGUCACGACAGAAGUGAAGAAGGUCGUCGGAAACAUCAAGAACUACCAGUUUUUCACAGGAGAGGCCAUGAACCCAGAGGGCAUGGUGGGCCUGCUUGACUAUCGCGAGGAUGGUGUCACACCCUUCAUGCUUUUCUUCAAAGAUGGUUUAGAGCUUGAGAAAUGCUAACUGCCUGGAAUAACAUCUGCUGUUCGGUUAACUGCUGCUUCCCAAAAGCGAACUGAAGGAGCACUGCACUCUGCAUCAUGUCUGAACGGAUACUUUCCUGUCACACCACGGCCCACAGUACCAACCAGACACAAUUUGGUCACUGAAUACAGAUUUUAAAACUUUUUUUUUUUUAAUUUUUUUUCAGUUCUGCGCCGCUUUUCUUUUUAAUGGAAAUAAGUCACAGAACAUUUAAAAGAUGCUCCAACUUUGAGAUUUUUUUUGUAUUUUUUUUCCCCCUCUUGUCUGUUUACCGUUUUAGCAAUUAUCCAGUUUGGCAGCCUCAGGCCUCUUUGUAUUUGGGUUUGUGGUUGCAUAAAAUAAGUCCAUCUGCAAUGCAAAGAUGAGCAUAAUAAAAUAAAGGGUCACUACCUUU
Molecule: messenger RNA, 1051 nt
Organism: Cololabis saira (Pacific saury)
Lineage: Eukaryota; Metazoa; Chordata; Actinopteri; Beloniformes; Belonidae
Gene: tpt1
Product: tumor protein, translationally-controlled 1
Exons: 6
Coding region: 124-636 (170 amino acids)
Cellular component (GO): cytoplasm
Molecular function (GO): calcium ion binding
Source: RefSeq, a predicted model, not a curated record